AUGAAGUCUGUCCUCGCCACCAUUUUCACAGCUACCUUCUCGCUAGCCUAUUCCAAGCGAGACGCGACAUGCCAUGCCGUCACGGCCUUCUACGCCAGCUGCAGUCUGCAUUCGCUACACUGCAAGGUCUCUGACGCUGAUGCUACCAAGAAUCUCACCAGCACGCACCACAUCGCGAGCAAGGAGCUAGUCGUCAGAGACUACGGCAGUGUUCAAUAUCAAAGCUAUACUGGCCCGCCGGAUUUCGGGGUCCAGGUUGCUUGA
Molecule: messenger RNA, 264 nt
Organism: Truncatella angustata
Lineage: Eukaryota; Fungi; Ascomycota; Sordariomycetes; Amphisphaeriales; Sporocadaceae
Exons: 2
Coding region: 1-264 (87 amino acids)
Source: RefSeq, a predicted model, not a curated record